ACGCGAAUGAGGAGUCGGGGCAGAGCCAAUUGGAUCUUUUAGUUGCCCUCUGUUGGUUCUGGAGAUUCUGCAGCCUGCCGCAGCUUUUUUUCGCCUUCUCAUUUCAUCGAAUCCAUGUCGCUUAACUAUGGAGACCGGCUUAGAUGCCUACAAAAACCUCCCUUCCCUCCUUCAGUUCUCUCCCUAGAGAGUGGAUGUUGUUGAAGCUUUGCGUAUCGCCAUUUGCUCUUUCUGUUUCUCUGCCAAGACUUUCUUUUUUCUUUCUUCUUCGGCCAAGUUGAAUUGAUUGGUACGCCGAGGAAAGCAACCGGGAAACAGGAAUGGCCAGUUCACCUCCAGCCGCUGUACAGGCCGAGAGUCCAGCGACGAUAACGGCACAAACUCCAAUCCCCAACGUAACGGCACCUCUUGAGCCCGAGGAAGAAGGCAAUACAACUGACGAUGGUUCUUCAAUUGAUGAGCGCAUCUCCAACUUCACUGCCUCCCUAUCAUCAAGCGUUGUUGAUUACCCCGUGGAGUAUGGACGACGGUACCACGCUUACAGGCCAGGCACUUACAAGUUCCCCAAUGACGAGAAGGAGAUGGACCGACUAGAUCUCGCUCAUGCGAUGAUUGUCAAGGCAACGGGCAGCAAGCUCUUCCAUGCUCCUCUCGAUUGGGAAAAGAUCCAAUCGAUCCUUGACAUUGGAACGGGUACUGGACUUUGGGCUGUUGAGAUGGGCGACAUCUUUGAACGCGCCGAGGUUUACGGGAAUGACUUGAGCGCCAUUCAGCCUCAAUGGGUUCCUCCUAAUGUCAGGUUCGAGAUCGACGACGUCGAGAGCCCCUGGGUCGAGACCAAAAAGUACGACUUCAUCAUGUGCCGAUACAUGACAGCCUCCAUCACGGAUUGGCCAAAGCUGGUUCGCAACAUUUACAACCACCUCAACCCGGGCGGCUGGGUCGAGUUCCUCGACAUGAACCCGGAAUUCUACUCCGAGGACGGCAGCUACACAAAGGACCACACCACGUACAAGUGGAACCAGGCCUUCCUGGGCGCCAUCCGGGCCGUCGGACGCGACCCGACCCCCGGUCCGGGGCACGAGGGCCGCGUCCGGGAGGCUGGCUUCGUCAACGUUACGGCGGAGAAGUACAAGGCGCCGCUGACGCCGUGGGCCAAAGAUAAGCACUAUAAGGACCUGGGCAUGAUGAAUCUGGUCCUGACCAUUGACGGUCUGGAGGGUUUUUCCAUGAAGAUGUUCACCGAAGUCCUCGGACGGACGAGGGAGGAAGUCGAAGCGGAAAUCAGGGGCGUGAGGAACGAGUUGAAGGCCAACCCGCCUGCUUUUCAUGCCUUGGUUGAUUAUGACGUUGUAUAUUGCCAAAAGCCAUUCGUAUGAUUCUAAGGUUUGGCAGAGAGCGAGCAUUGUAAUUUUCGGGAAAAAAGAGAAAGAAAGAAAAGAAAAGAAAAAAAAGGGGGGGUUCCUAUUAUCGAUUAUUUGUGCUGUCAGGCACUCCGUCCGUCUCUGUUGUUUUAUACUUGAUACCCACUUGCAAGUCAGACAGGAAUCACCCCUUAUAGGUUGAAUACGGGCAAAGAACAUAAACUAUAUUAACAAGCUUGAGACCUUG
This is a messenger RNA of Colletotrichum acutatum, 1611 nucleotides long. Its product is annotated as methyltransferase domain-containing protein. The record is from RefSeq and is a predicted model, not a curated record. The transcript is spliced from 10 exons. Lineage: Eukaryota; Fungi; Ascomycota; Sordariomycetes; Glomerellales; Glomerellaceae. Gene Ontology annotation, molecular function: methyltransferase activity. The coding region runs from base 321 to 1379 and encodes 352 amino acids.